Mesorhabditis belari is the source of this 1488-nucleotide messenger RNA. NCBI's taxonomy places the organism in Eukaryota, Metazoa, Nematoda, Chromadorea, Rhabditida, Rhabditidae. The record is from the annotation of a GenBank genome assembly.
AUGACUGAUUUCUCAACGAUUAUCCCACUGGGCGAGUUUCAACACGACACUCUAUGGGCUUUAAUCGUCGGUAUCAUUUUGGCAUUCUUGCUUGGUUUUGGAAUGGGCGCAAACGAUGUGGCAAAUGCUUUCGGUACAUCAGUGGGAAGCAAAGUGUUGACUCUUAUACAAGCCUACAUUUUGGCGACAAUUUUCGAGACUCUCGGAUCGGUGUUAGUCGGCUACAAUGUGAUUGAUACGAUGCGCAAAUCUGUCGUCGACAUUGGGCUGUACGAGGCUGAACCGAAAAUGUUGAUGAUUGGACAAUUGGCUAUUUUGGGAGGCUGUUCAACAUGGUUGAUGAUCGCGACUCUCCUCCAAUUACCGAUUUCUACAACUCAUUCAAUUGUCGGCUCGACGCUCGGCUUUUCAAUUGUUUUGAAAGGACUGAACGGAAUUAAAUGGAGAACCGUCAUCAAUAUUGUUGCCUCAUGGUUCAUUUCUCCGAUUUUCUCUGGGCUCAUGUCGACAACCGUUUACCUGAUCGUCGAUCAUGCCGUUUUGAGAAGGAAAAACCCGCUCGAAUGCGGUCUGAAAGCGAUGCCAAUUUUCUUCUUCUUUUGUUUCACUUUCAACGCUUUCAUGGUCACUUAUCAGGGCUCAAAAGUCCUGCACAUCUCCGCUGUGCCCCUCUGGUUGGCGAUCGUGAUCUCAUUGAGUGUCGGCCUACUCACCGCUUUAAUCAUUCAAUUCGUGAUGGUGCCACGAGUGAGAGCCAGAACGGCUCAAGCCCUGACAAGUUUGGAGAAGAAGAAACGCGGCGCAUACACGAAUGACAUCGUUAUUGGCAUUGACAUCGACAACCAGAAAGCAAAAAGUAUCCCAACACCAGAAACUAUGUCACAGAGCUCACAAGAGAAGCAAGAAGAAAAGCUUUCGGCUACAGGUAUUCGAGGCUUCUUCAAAUGGCUUUUGCCUAAAAAGGAUCGUGUUGAGAAUAAAGAAACGCUAACCCUUUUCACGACGAUUCAAACGUUUACCGCUUGUUUUGCCGGUUUUGCGCACGGGGCCAAUGAUGUUGCAAACGCUAUCGCGCCUCUAGCUGCUAUGGUGUCAAUGUAUCAAGAUGAAAAUGUUUAUCAAGACAAGCCGACACCAAUCUAUGUUUUACUUUAUGGAGUUGUCGGCAUUUGUGUGGGGCUUUGGAUUCUCGGGCAUCGAGUGAUCAAAACAGUUGGCACAAAUAUGAGUGAAGUGAAUCCGGCUAGUGGUUUCACGAUCGAGUUCGGUGCCGCACUGACCGCAUUGAUAGCCUCAAAGUUGGGAUUGCCGAUUUCAACAACGCAUUGCCUAGUGGGUUCAGUGGUGUUUGUUGGGACGGUGAAAUCGGGAGAGGGAAUUAAAUGGAAAAUCUUCAGAAAUAUUGCUUUCUCGUGGAUUGUCACAUUACCAAUUGCAGGUUUAAUCUCGGCAGCGAUUAUGAUCGGACUCAAGUAUGCUUGUGGUUUA